Messenger RNA from Prunus armeniaca (apricot), 315 nucleotides. The record is from the annotation of a GenBank genome assembly. NCBI's taxonomy places the organism in Eukaryota, Viridiplantae, Streptophyta, Magnoliopsida, Rosales, Rosaceae.
AUGUACUACUAUUGGCCAUACAAUGACGGCAUUGUGGAUCUAGAUCAAAUUCGUAUUCCAGUUUUGUGGACAGAGUUAGAUGUGGCCUUUCAUUCCUUAGGGAGUGAGAAGGCUAAGGGGAAAGGGUGGGUGGCCCCUUUGUUUCGGGGCACCGCCGUUGUCACGGAGCAUGGGAAGGACGCGCGGGCGAUCACCCCGAAAACCUUCGCUUGCUUGGAGGCAUCUGGAGGCUCACGCAGCACAACCGGCGAGCAGAGCCAACCCCAACCAUUACAGUCACGAGACGCGCGGGCGGAUAGAAAUGCCUAUAGAUGA